Messenger RNA from Mytilus trossulus (common blue mussel), 3449 nucleotides. Its product is annotated as probable chitinase 10. Lineage: Eukaryota; Metazoa; Mollusca; Bivalvia; Mytilida; Mytilidae. The record is from RefSeq and is a predicted model, not a curated record. Gene Ontology annotation, molecular function: chitin binding; chitinase activity. Gene Ontology annotation, biological process: carbohydrate metabolic process; chitin catabolic process. The transcript is spliced from 19 exons. Gene Ontology annotation, cellular component: extracellular region. Bases 20 to 3340 code for a protein of 1106 amino acids.
UGUGGAAUGACGGAGAAGGAUGGUCACAAAGUGGAAUCCUCAAUUUUUGAUUUUGACAGUGGCGUUAUUUGCCUCUGUUGCUCACGGAUUUAAAAGAGUAUGUUACCAUACAAACUGGGCCCAGUAUAGAACAGCACCAUACAAGUUCUUCCCAGCCGACAUCGAUCCUUCCCUGUGCACACAUAUUAUCUAUUCCUUCGGAAAAGUAGUCGGAAAUAUCAUACAACCUUAUGAAUGGAAUGAUGAAUCUACGGAUUGGUCGAUUGGUAAAUAUGAAGAGACCGCCAACCUGAAGAUGAAGAAUCCUGACUUGAAGAUAUUACUAGCCAUUGGAGGAUGGACUCAUGGCUCGGCACCGUUUACAGCCCUAGUAGACAAAACUCAAAAUAUGGAAACAUUUGCGGCUUAUGCCAUUGAAUACCUGAGGAAAAUAAACUUUGAUGGCCUUGACCUUGAUUGGGAGUACCCAGCAAACAGAGGAAGUCCUCCCGAAGAUAAACAAAGAUUUACUGAUCUAUGUCGUAUUUUGAGAAGAGCCUUUGAAGACGAAGCCAAUCAGUCUGGCCGUAGUCGUUUGCUGUUGACAGCUGCAGUAGCCGCCGGUGAAGAAACAGUUAAUUCAGCUUAUGACAUUGCUGCUAUAUCUCAGGAGCUUGACUUCAUCAACUUGAUGGCGUAUGAUUUACAUGGAAGCUGGGAAAAUUUUCUUGGUCAUAACAGUCCACUGUAUGCACGAAGUGACGAGUCAACAGAACAAAAGACAUUGAAUCAGGACUAUGCCAUAAACCUUUGGCUGAAUGGUGGAACCCCAAAGGAGAAAUUGAUUCUUGGUUUGGGGUUGUAUGGAAGGUCGUUUAAGAUGGGUUCGUCUUCACAUGCUUUAGGAAGUCCAGCAUCCGGUGGCGGUGCAGCAGGCAGAUAUACCGGAGAGGCGGGAUUUCUGUCAUUUUAUGAGGUAUGCCAUAAUCUUGCAAACGGAUGGAGUAGAGAAUGGAACGAUGAACAGCAAGUACCAUACGCCUACAAGGGUGACCAGUGGGUGGGAUAUGACGAUCUACAGAGUAUAACAGUCAAGGCAGAAUAUGUCAAAAAUAAAGAACUUGGAGGUUCUAUGGUAUGGGCAAUGGAUUUAGAUGAUUUUACCAACUCAUGCGGAUUCGGCAUUAAUCCCCUUAUGUCUAAACUCAAGGAACUUCUACCUACUGAUUCUGUAGUUCCAACAGGAAAUCCUCAAACCCAAGCACCAUCCUCGUCUAAACCAACUGAGGAACCUUCUACUGCUAAACCAACCGAGGCACCUUCUACUACUAAACCAACUGAGACAGUAUCUACCAAUCAGCCAACACAGUCACCAAACACUGUUGGACCAGAUGCUAACGGUUAUAAACGAGUGUGUUACCAUACAAACUGGGCACAGUAUAGAACAGCACCAUACAAGUUCUUCCCAGCCGAUAUAGAUCCUUCCCUGUGCACACAUAUUAUCUAUUCUUUUGGGAAAGUCGUGGGAAAUACCAUACAACCUUAUGAAUGGAAUGACGAAUCUACAGACUGGUCGGUUGGUAAAUAUGAAGAGACAGCCAACCUGAAGAUGAAGAAUCCUGACUUGAAGGUAUUACUAGCCAUUGGAGGAUGGACUCAUGGCUCGGCACCGUUUACAGCCCUAGUAGACAAUACUCAAGAUAUGGAAACUUUUGCAGCUAAUGCCAUUAAAUACCUAAGGAAUAUAAACUUUGAUGGCCUUGACCUUGAUUGGGAAUACCCAGCAAACAGAGGAAGUCCUCCUGAGGAUAAACAAAGAUUUACACAGCUUUGCAAGAUUUUGAGAAGUGCCUUUGAAGAUGAGGGAAAAAGAAUCGGUAGACCUCGUUUACUUCUUACAGCUGCAGUUGCUGCUGGCGACGGAACAAUUGAAACUGCUUAUGAAAUUGGCUCUAUUUCAAAAGAACUUGACUUUAUCAACCUUAUGGCAUAUGAUUUGCAUGGAAGUUGGGAAAAUUUCCUUGGACAUAACAGUCCAUUAUAUGCAAGGAACGACGAAUCAACCGAACAGAAAAAGUUAAAUCAAGAUUAUGCUGUUAAUCUAUGGCUUAAUGGUGGAACUCCAAAGGAGAAAUUAAUUCUUGGUUUGGGAUUGUAUGGGAGAUCGUUUAAGAUGGGUUCGUCUUCACAUGCUUUAGGAAGUCCAGCAUCUGGAGGUGGUGCAGCAGGAAGAUAUACAGGAGAGGCGGGAUUUCUGUCAUUUUACGAGGUUUGUGAUAAUCUAGCAAAUGGCUGGACCAGGGUAUGGAACGACGAACAGAAAGUGCCAUAUGCAUAUAAAGGUGACCAGUGGGUUGGUUAUGACGAUCUUGAGAGUAUUCAGAUAAAGGCAGAGUAUAUUCGACAAAACGGCCUUGGCGGAUCGAUGGUGUGGGCUAUUGAUUUGGAUGAUUUUACAAAUUCAUGUGGUCUUGGAAGUAAUCCACUAAUGUCUAAACUUAAAGAAAUGUUGCCAGAUAGUAUCGUACAACCAACUAAGGCGACAUCCACUGUUGAACCAACUCAGGCACCAACAACUGCAAAACCCACUCAAGCACCAACCACCGCCCAACCAACUCAGGCGCCAACCACUGCUCAGCCAACUCAAGCACCAACCACCGCCCAACCAACUCAGGCGCCAACCACUGCUAAGCCAACUCAAGCACCAACAACUGCCCAGCCAACUCAAGAACCAACAACUGCCCAACCAACUCAAGCACCAACAACUGCCCAGCCAACUCAGGCACCGACCACUUCACAACCAACUCAAGCACCAACAACUAAAAGUCCUGGAGGGUGUGGAGCUCCAGUUAACUGUGCAAAUGGGAAGUUUUACGUGGAUGCAUGCGAUCCUAAAGUAUAUUAUCAAUGUGGUCAUGGGAUUGCAUACAAAUACAUAUGUGGUACUGGUACUGUAUGGGACUCGAGCAAAAACAUUUGUAACUGGGACUAUAUUGUAAACCCAACAACCCCAGAUCCGUGUGCUCCGAAGGAUUGUAUUGAAGGUCAAAUGUAUGGAGAUAGUUGUGAUGAUCAGAGUUAUUACAUAUGUUUUGGAGGGAAACCGUCGAAACAUACGUGUGCUGAUGGCGCUCUGUGGGAUAGCAGUAUCGAUAAAUGUGAUUGGGAAGACAAAGUUGGUGCUACACGAUGUGCACCUGUGAACUGUGAGAGUGGUAAAUUCUAUGGUGAUAAUUGUGAUGAUAAAGUCUACUAUUCGUGUUGGAAUGGAGUAGCAUAUAGAUAUGAAUGUGCCCAUGGAACUGAAUGGGACGCUUCCAUUAAGAACUGUAACUGGGUCAAGAGACGAAGGUUUGGAUAAAAAGAAAACACAGCAGUACAUAUAACAAAGAAGGUUUCUUUUGAAUAUCUACUUGUGUAUAAACUCAUAUUAUUGCCUGUAAAUAAAAUACUUUAGACAUUCUAUCAAA